Molecule: messenger RNA, 477 nt
Organism: Arachis duranensis
Lineage: Eukaryota; Viridiplantae; Streptophyta; Magnoliopsida; Fabales; Fabaceae
Product: serine/arginine-rich splicing factor SC35-like
Exons: 1
Coding region: 1-477 (158 amino acids)
Molecular function (GO): RNA binding
Source: RefSeq, a predicted model, not a curated record
AUGAGGGAGAGAGAGGCUGUGAGAGGUGAGUACUCUAGGGGAGGGAAUACGUUAGGAAUACAGUCAACAGCAAAGGAUACCAGAAUUUGGAAUAGGGAUACAUAUCAUCGCUUGAAAAAUUCUUCGUUCUCUGUAUUCGUGGACAACCUACCGGAUGAUAUUUCUAGGAGAGAAUUACAUCACUUGUUUUGUUGGACAGGAAGAAUUAACGACAUAUAUCUUGCCCGGAAACGAAAGAGUGGAUCGAUUUACCUGUUUGCUUUUGUUCGUUACACGACAAAAGGGGGCGCCCUCAAGGCGAUUGCAGAAAUGAACCACUGGAGAUUACGGGGGAAGGUAAUUACUGUUGGAGAAGCGAAGUAUAGAAGACAAUCCGACUCACUUCCAGCCCUAGCCAUUGUUGUUCAAACCAAAAUCAUAACGCGUAAAAACGUUCAAGAAAAUAGGAGAGCAGUGGGGCAAUGUGCUUCAGUGUGA